GGCCCAGGCCAGGCUCGGGGCUGCGGGGCGGGAGGCGGCCGGGUGGGGGACAAGCCGGAGACCACAGGGGAGACAGGCAGGCCAGGGCAAGGGGACUGAGACACAGGCGGGAGCCAGGGACCGAGACGCGAACGGGGUGAAGAAACCGACACUCGGGCCAAGCCACCAAAGGAGGCAGAGCCAGAACUCACACCCAGAUCCAGAGAGGACAGGAAAAUGGCCACCUGGGAUGAAAAGUUAACAUGGCUGACGUCACACACUUUAGACGGGACUGUCUCCUCUCUGGCAAUCCUCGUUUCCUUACCCCUGGGAAAUAGACUGGGCACGUCCUCCCAUAUCUGCAUCUUUAAAACUCAACCCGUUGGUGACUCCUGCAAUCGGUCAUUUAAGCAAUGAACUAGAAUAAAACGGAAAAUACAAGAGUUCACGCACUUAGAAACUUGAGUGUUGGUUGUGGAACACGUGUAUGUAUGUCAGAGUGUACUAAAAAGUAGCAUGUAAAGUGUCUUUUUCUCACUGAGUAACACUCGGCUGAGCUCCCUGCACGGCCCUGAGCUCCUCACAGCUGUGAGCCUGGUCCAGGGCGGCGUUCAAGGAGGUUGUGCAAGAGGAAGGGGCUCUGGGCCAGGCAGCCUGCGUCUCACUCUCACUGGCCGUGUGACCUGGGAAAAGUUGUUGGCCUCUCCAUUCCCAGUUUCCUCGCCUGUCGAUGGAGAUGUCUCCACUCCCCACCUCACGAGGCUGUUGCAAUGUGUUAUUAGAGGACUUUGUACGGAGCUCAGAAAUGGCAGGUGCCCGGGAGGUAGUUGACGCUCACUGUGGCUCCUGCUACCGGAUGUUAUUGCCCGCACCAUCUCCGCCCAGCCUCACCCUCAUCUUGCCAGCGGACCACUCUGUCAAGACGGGAGGGAUCCUGACCCCACAGGAAAAGGAGAGAAGUGUUGCAGCAUUUCUGGGGGGACGUGGGCCACCGGUCGGGCUCGUUGGCCCAUAAGCAGCGGCCCCCGCAAGCCGGUCAGCCAUCAGUGGUGGUUGUUUUUGCCAACCUCAGACUUCCUCCCCACCCUAGAGAAGGAAAAGCUGCCACGCUUAUUUAAAGACUUCCCUGAUUUUAAAAAUAGGCAUUCCUCAGAACACCACUCCCCGGGGGCUGGGGGCGCGGCCCUGGGGUAGGUGACCGUGCGCCUGGAGGCCCUCCCGCCUCCCUCCCGCCAGAGGAGAGGUUUGCUCCAGGGAUUCAUUCCACCAUCCAGGCUGGCUCCCGCAGGGCCAAAGUGGCUCCGGCAGAGAGGAUGAGCAAGUUCUUGAAGCAUUUCACUGUCGUUGGGGACGAUUACCAUGCCUGGAACAUCAACUACAAGAAAUGGGAGAAUGAGGAGGAUGAGGAGGACGAGGAGGAACAGCCGCCACCAACACCUGCCUCCGGUGAGGAGGGCAGAGCUGCUGACCCGGCUGCGGACCCUGUCCCUGCGCCCAGGCCCCCCCUAGACUUCAGGACCACAUUGAGGAAGCUGUUCAGCUCCCACAGGUUUCAGGUUAUCAUCAUUUGCCUGGUCAUUCUGGAUGCCCUCCUGGUGCUCGCUGAGCUCAUUCUGGACCUGAAGAUCAUCAAGGCUGACAAGAACGCCGUCAAGGUGUUUCACUGCAUGAGCAUUGCCAUCUUGACCUUCUUUAUGAUGGAGAUUUUUCUAAAAUUAUAUGUCUUCCGCUUGGAGUUCUUCCACCACAAGUUUGAAAUCCUGGACACCAUCGUGGUGGUGAUUUCCUUCAUCCUUGACAUCGUCCUCCUGUUCCAUGAGCACCAGUUUGAGGCUCUUGGCCUACUGAUUCUGCUCCGACUGUGGCGGGUGGCCCGGAUCAUCAACGGAAUAAUUAUCUCCGUUAAGACACGUUCAGAACGGCAACUACUGAGGUUAAAACAGAUGAAUGUACAGUUGGCCGCCAAGAUCCAACACCUUGAAUUCAGCUGCUCCGAGAAGGAACAAGAAAUUGAAAGACUUAACAAGCUCUUGAGACAGCACGGACUUCUUGGUGAGGUCAACUAGAUGCGCACCUGCUCCACCCCAAAGAGAAGACCCUGCUUCCACGGGCUUGUGUCUCUGAGAGAAAGACAGCUGCCUCUCCUGGGCCCGUUUCGGGGAGAGGUUUGGUUCGAUGCCUUUGCCUCACCUCCACCCAGCUUGGAUUCCGGGGUGGGCAGCUGGUAGGGGGAGGGGGGAAGGCGGGGGAAAGGCUUGCCCUUCCUUUCUUGGCGUGACCAAGAGCUUCCCAUCCCAUCCUCACUCCACGUCACCAUGUAUCAUAAACUAUAUUCUCUCAUGUUGACACUUUUGCUUGAAAAUGAACGAAGCUGGACAACUAGUUGUAUAUAAAAUUUUAUCUCAUCAGUGUACUUUUCACAUUUCGCGUGUAUAUUGAGGAACCAGUGCAUUCUUUCAUAUGGGCAUUCUGAAAGACAAAGGAAAAAAGAAAGCUACUUUAGCUACCAGCCCAUUCUAGAAAGUCUUCUCUUCCCAAGCUGUUCUCAACAGCUCCUCUUGGUGCAUAUUCCUCCAGGGAGGUUGUCCUCAGGUACCCAGCCCCUCCUCUGCCGCAUCUAGCUUCUAACUGGCUCUACCCAGUUCCGCCACCUGACAACUUUUUUCUCCAUUACUGUGCAAUUAAUGUAUAAAAGCAACUCCUUCCCUCGGGACCUCCUACUCUAUUCUUUCCAGCAUCAACUGCUAGGAACUGCUCUGUGGUAUUCCGUACAACCACCCGUUGGAGAGCUCCAGUGCCUGCCUCCGAAAUAGCAAUUAGACCCAAGACUCCAUGUAAUGAAGGUGACACCGGGGAAAGAUCCCCUCAUGAGGCCCUGUGCUCUACUUGCAUGAUUUUGUACAAUUUUGCUAUUUUUGUAUUCGUUUCCACGGGACCAGUAAAGGAAAGAAAACCUGGACUACAAACAAUGAGUAUUUUUAAAAUAAGUCAUGUUGAAGCAGAGGAUGAAUACACUGGAUGAACCCUCGAUGCCUGAGCUACUUCAGGGUCUGUCCCCUGUACCAUCUUCCCAAAGCUGCAAUUUGCUUUCCACACGUGACCUAUGUGCCGACAGUACUGGAAAUCACCAAGACCAGACGGUGCCUCAUUCUAAGGUCACACUAAGUAGAAUUUCCAAAAGGAAAAAGGAGGGAAGUGAGCAGAGAGAGGAGAUGUGUGGUUUGAGGGCAACCCCACAGGUCAGAGGUGUAACACCACAGGAGGUCUCCAAGGGAGCCCACGCCCCACAGCACUUGAUUCUAGAGGUGUGGUGUCAUUUCCUUGAUUAAAAACUUACGUCAAACAAAGGGGAAGAAGAAAUUAAACGGCAGCUUGGCAUUGAUGGUUGGCCGAGCCCUGAAGCCCGCCUCUGCAGGUGCAGACACAUCCACAAAAGUAACCGCAGUGGAAAUAAGAACCGUUCUUUCAUUUCCUGAGUUGGUCUGUAAUAAAAAGAGCGAUGCAAGCCCUGCCUUCCAGCGUGCUAACAAAGAUGGGACAUGUUGGGUUCUUUUCCGCACGUGACCGUGGUCAGUGCAUCUCAUAGGUAUGCGGAGGGCCCAUCAGCCACUAACUUGGAUGAAAGAUACCACUUUUACCCAGGUUGUCCUACCCCAUCAAUGUCAAUCGCAACUCAAUUUUCAAUGAAUUUUAAGGAUCAAAUCUAAACAAGAACGCUAAUGUGAAUUCAACUGUUGUCAGAAUUUUCUAACUAAAUUACUGCUAAAGUGUUUAAAUUUCAAUAAUUUUUUAACAGAAUAAAUUUUAUUAUCACA
This is a messenger RNA of Acinonyx jubatus (cheetah), 3794 nucleotides long. It is a transcript of the gene HVCN1, whose product is annotated as hydrogen voltage gated channel 1. Lineage: Eukaryota; Metazoa; Chordata; Mammalia; Carnivora; Felidae. Gene Ontology annotation, biological process: proton transmembrane transport. The transcript is spliced from 9 exons. The coding region runs from base 1293 to 2045 and encodes 250 amino acids. Gene Ontology annotation, cellular component: plasma membrane. The record is from RefSeq and is a predicted model, not a curated record. Gene Ontology annotation, molecular function: voltage-gated proton channel activity.